Messenger RNA from Vigna angularis (adzuki bean), 1401 nucleotides. RefSeq lists its product as uncharacterized. The record is from RefSeq and is a predicted model, not a curated record. Lineage: Eukaryota; Viridiplantae; Streptophyta; Magnoliopsida; Fabales; Fabaceae. The coding region runs from base 1 to 1401 and encodes 466 amino acids. The transcript has a single exon.
AUGGAAGUUGAUACAAGAGCUGAUGCCACACAACAUGUCGAUUCUGUCGUGUUGAGAAAGAAACCUCGCCUGAGGAUUCAUGGGGGUAAUUUGACAGGGCUGAUAAGCUUAGGAAAACAACUAACGACCAUAAAAAGGGAAACUUUCAAGAAAAAAUAUGGAAACCUGUUGAGCCUAAUAGAAGUGGAGGUACAUUUGCCUGCUAUCACAGCCUUGGCACAGUAUUAUGACUCCCCGCUAAGAUGCUUCACCUUCCUAGACUUUCAGUUAGCUCCGACUAUAGAGGAGUUCGAGCAUAUCCUCGGUUUACCACUUGAGGGUACCACGCCAUAUCAGCAUUUGGAGCAUCAUGCCUCUAUCGCGACUAUUGCUGCCAUAAUGAAACUACAGCCCCAGGAACUGGAAGACAAAUUGGUAACAAGGCAUCAAGAGCUUGGGCUGACGCAAGGGUAUCUGGAACAGUACCUACAGCAUCUAGCUGAUAAGGAAAGGUGGGAGACUUUUAUGGAUGUGUUAGCUCUUACCAUAUACGGCAUUGUUUUAUUCCCUAGAAUAGAAGACUUUGUGGAUUAUACCGCAAUAGAUGUAUUCGUGGCAAGAAAAAUAAGAUCAGAGAAUCCUGUAACGGCAGUCCUUGCUGAGGUUUAUGGGACCAUGAGUUUCUGUCAUGAAAGAAAGGGGAAGAAAAUCCUUUGUUGUGUAUCGGCACUGUAUGUUUGGAUGACUGCGCGUUUCUUUAAAGGUGCGGUCAAUAUCAGGCGUCCGUCGGAAGAACUAUCAUGCCAGGGGCUUACGACCAAAGAAGGAAGUGAGUGGGCUCAUUUCUUUGCUAGUUUAAAUGGAGGAAAAAUAAAAUGGCGUCUUUCUUGGGUUGAGCUCAGGCAGCCUAUCCAACAUUGUGGCCGUUUUCCUAAUGUACCUCUCAUAGGGGCCCGGUAUGGCAUCAAUUACAAUCCUCUGUUGGUUCAAAGACAAUUCGGGCAUCCCAUGAAAGGGGCACCUUCACAGGACUAUCUCGCAGCAUUUUUCAUCUACUAUGAAGAUGGGCAUUGCACUGAAAUGCUGAGGAAAGCGAGAAGUGCUUGGGAAAAUGUUGUGCGAGCAGAAAAGGAUUUAAGACUGGGAGUGAUGGACGAUGAAAUUAAUUAUCACACCUGGAUCAGGGAAAGGGUAAAGGAAAUCAAAUUGCCCUUCAAACCGAUCGUUCAUCAGCUAGCUAACGAAGAGCCAUCCCAAGAACCAGAAAGCGAAGAGAUGAAGCAAUUGAAGAUAGAGAUGAAAAAACUGAGGGAGCAGAAUGGACCUCUUAACCGCAAGCAAAGAACUGACCAUGAGAGUGGAGGAAAAGAACUCAGCAUUAGAAGAAGGAAAGCAAUGGAGGCUCCUCUACGAAGAGGCUAA